Messenger RNA from Toxotes jaculatrix (banded archerfish), 5045 nucleotides. RefSeq names its product ring finger protein 103 (gene rnf103). The coding region runs from base 425 to 2560 and encodes 711 amino acids. Gene Ontology annotation, molecular function: ubiquitin-protein transferase activity. The transcript is spliced from 7 exons. The record is from RefSeq and is a predicted model, not a curated record. Gene Ontology annotation, biological process: protein ubiquitination. NCBI's taxonomy places the organism in Eukaryota, Metazoa, Chordata, Actinopteri, Toxotidae. Gene Ontology annotation, cellular component: endoplasmic reticulum.
GACGUGACGUCAGCUCCUCUGUGUACAGCAGCUGAUCGGAGCAGGUCAGAUCGUCAUUUCUCGUAUUUUCUGACGCUGCGAAGAAGACCUGGAGCUCACCUGCUGCUCACCUUCGGCGGGAAACUGCAGCGCGUGCAGCUGACGCUCGAGCUCCGCGAGGCCUGUUCGUUGUGGCUAACAGACCAGCGGGCCUCUACCUGCGAUGCUAAGCUAAAGUGGCUAGCUGUCACCGUCAGCAGGAUUCAUGACCGCAGACCGCAGGUAGACUGUCAGGGAACGUCCCCCCCAGUACCACUCGGACAGACAUGACGCCCUGACGGACUUAAGAGACGUUUAAUGUAAGUGAGUAGCAAGACAGACCGACAGUGUCUCCUGUCCAAGCUCAGUCCAGCUCCAGCACAGUCCACCUUGGUCCAGCUGGAAGAUGUGGCUCAAACUGUUCUUCUUGCUGCUGUACUUCGUGGUGCUGUUCAUGCUGGCGAGGAUCUUUGAGGCGGUGGUCUGGUAUGAGACCGGUGUGUUCGCCACUCAGCUGGUGGAUCCAGUCACUCUCAGUUAUAAGAAGCUGAAGACCAUCCUGGAAUGUAGGGGGCUGGGGUACUCCGGACUGGCUGAGAAGAAGGACGUCAGCGAGCUGGUGGAGAAAUCAGGAGAGCUGACACAGGGGGAGCUGUACUCAGCCAUCAAGAAAGAGAGGGAGCAGACGGAGGCAGGAGACUCCAGCACCACACACUUCAGUGGAGAGAUGCACUUCUAUGAAUUAGUGGAGGACACUAAGGAUGGGAUCUGGCUGGUUCAGGUCAUUGCCCAGGAUCGGGAAGCUCUGCUCAGUCAGUCCAACUGGGGUAAGAUGGUGCAAAAAGUGUCUCAGUUCGGUAUCAGAACCGGAACCUUCAACUGCUCGAAUGACUACAGGUCGUGUAUCAAGCGCGGCUGGCAGCGCUCCACGCUCAUCAUGUCCGUUCCUCAGACUUCCGCGUCGAAGGGUAAAGUCAUGCUCAAGGAGUACAACGGCCGUCGUAUUGAAACCGAACACAUCUUCCGCUGGAUGACCUCACAUGUGGCUCAUCGAAUCAAAACCCUGCGUCGCUCUGAGCAGCUGGCGGAGGAGUGGCGCUCCGACCCAGCCCACCCAGUCAAAAUGUUUCUGUUCGCCCGUCUGUCCCAGCCCCCCGCCUUCUUCUCCUCGCUGUCCGUCAAGUUCACCGGCAGGAUCGAGUUCAUCUUCGUGGACGUACGUCGGUGGGAUAACGACAGCAGCCUGUCAGAGAUCGGUGUUACACAUAGCCCCGCGUACAUCCUCAAGAUGCCCGAGGGCAUCUAUCGCUAUGGCAACAGUACGGGGGAGUUCCUCUCCCUAGCUGCCAUGGACACUUUCCUGCGUUCAGUCCAGCCAGAGGUCAAUGACCUGUUUGUCCUCAGUCUGGUCCUCAUCAACUUGCUGGCCUGGAUGGACCUCUUCAUUACACAGGGAGCAACGGUGAAACGAUUCGUCGUUCUGAUACGAACUCUGGGAACCUACAACUCCAUCCUGCUGGUGUCCUGGCUUCCUGUUCUGGCUCUCCUUCAGCUGCCCUAUCUGGACACUCUGUAUGGUUACAGUCUGAAGCUCCUUCGUUAUGCUGACACCACCACGCUGGCCAGCCUGGUGAGAGCUGACUGGACCUUCUACUCCUCCCACCCGGCUCUCUUCCUGUCCACUUACCUGGCCCAUGGCCUGCUGGUGGACUACUUCGAGAAGAAACGGCGCUGCGGCGUCAGGAGCCGAGAGGACAGCACCACCAACCUGGAGUGGCUGGCCAGUCUGUGGGACUGGUACACUUCCUAUCUGCUCCACCCAAUCACAUCGCUGCAGCAGGUCCCAUCGGACCACUCAGACUGGGAGGAUGAUCCCAACUUCUUAUUUGAGCGGUUGGCUUUCCCUGAUCUCUGGCUGCGCCCGUUAGUAAACGUGGACUACAUUAAGGCCCUGCCAACCUGGAGGUUCAGAGCUGUGGGUCAGCGAAGGGGAAGCAGCAGCAGCUCUGGUGGACAGCUGGACGAAGAGACAGAAAGCUCACAUUCAGAAACGGAGAGCAGGGGGCAGAGGGCUUCCCCUCCUGCAGGUCCCUGCACACCUCCACACUGCAGAAAAAGGCACAAGAGAUUGAGGUGCAGUCAGGACAGCAACGUGGACCACAGCAGCAGCCGUCAGUGUGUCGCUUCUGCUGCAUCACCCCUCUGCUGUUGUCACGAGAACGGAAGCUCACCAUCCGCUGACAGGCCGCCGGAGGAUGGCUGCCCCACACCUGAGGCCGUCUCUAACCGGCACCACUGUGAUUGGUCAGUGUGGCCAUGUGACAUGCUGCAGUGCUCCGAGUGUGUGGUGUGUCUGGAGAACUUUGUGAGCGAGGAGCUGCUGAUGGGUCUGCCCUGUGGCCACGCCUUCCACCAGCAGUGCAUUGUGGUGUGGCUGGCAGCAGGCAGACACUGCUGCCCUGUGUGUCGCUGGCCCAGCUACAAGAAGAAACAGCAGAGACGUGCGCCGAGCGGCUCUGCUGAGACCACGCCGCAGGACUGACGGACAGGUCUGACCGGAGCCCUUCUCACCUUCAUGGCUCCCAGCUCUCUCAUCAUCGUCACUGCUUGCUUGGGGUGAAGUUGGGACUGGGGAGGCGUGAAGGUGUGGUGAGUGGAUGUGAUAAGGGUUGCUGUUGUCGUGAACCAUCCAUCAGCUUGUUUCCAUUCCUGUUGAGGGCAAUGUGCUGGCCAAUGGUUUCAGACAGAUGACAGCGUGAAAGGCCAGUCACCAUGCUUUCUGUGUAGAGAGGAUACCAGUUCACACACUAACCGCAGGCGUAGUGACGCUAAACAUCGUAGUGCAAUAAAACAUGUUUUCCUGUUUGUCUGCUUUUAGGACGGAGAGGACAGUAGAGUCUGUUCACACCUGAGUGACAUCUGGCAGGACAGGCGGCUGCUGAUCAAGCUAACUGCGUCCAGCCACAACUGUCCUCUCCAUCCUGUAUCACGAGUCACUACUUAUGCAAAAAAAAAAAAAACCUCCUUGAUGUGUGUAUUUGCAUUGUAAUUAACAUUUUGUUCAGAAGUGGGGGAAACUGGGAAGCUUCUUGGUUGCACGCCGGAAAGAUGAAGAAUUACUACACAAAGUCUGGUCCUUCUGAAGGUAUUGACUUGACUCCACCAACAGCUCCUCAGAGUCUUUAUGUUUAUUUAUUUUUGAUUAUCCAGAGAGAAGUUUCCUACCCAUACUAUUGUCAUUAACUUGAAUUCUGCCCUGUCACAUCUCAUAGUUGGUCUCUUCUGUGUGUUUGAAACGCAGCUGUGAUUUAGCGCUCAGAACUAAAACACAUGGCUGUUGUGAUUCCAGUUGUUAGAUGAGAUACAGGCUGAGGCUCAGUGGUCGCGGUGUGGAUAGCAUACCUGAUGACUGAGUCAUGGAAGGUAUUCAGCAGCAUGUCUCCUGGAUCAUUCUGUUCUGAUGACUUGCAGAACUUUUACUCAGUACCCUUCCCCGGUUCAAAGCAGUUAGUCUGAUGUACACUAAACCAACCAGUUGAGCAGCUAUACUGGUAACAGUCAACCCUUAUUCAAAACCAGUACAGGCCGCCUCGGUGGCAUUAUCUGCCCUCAUCACUUUAACCACCAGCCUGAGUCCACUUUAUUAAGAUUCCACUGUAUGUGACUGUGAUCAGAGCCAGUGCCACAAGCUGCAGCUUCAGCUGGGUAGCCACAUCACUAACAAUCAAACAGUUAAAGCUGCUCUAAUCAAUUCUUUAUAUUAACAGUGGGUCAGGUGGCAGAGUAUAAUGUGAAGGGGUCACUCAUAGUGACAAUCCCACAGAGAGAUUAUCACCAACUCAGCACCCCCCCCCCCCCCCCCCACCCCCCUGCUUUCUUUCUGGUAGCAGAAGCUUUUUUUCCAGUGAAUAACCCUAAGAAGCCUCUGUCCACUACCUGCUCAGCAGCAAACAGCAGACAGACCCAGUCAGAGAGCAGCUAAAGAGCCAGAUAUUUUCAUCAGGAGCUGGUAGAGACCAAAAACAGAGCUAAAAGAGAGGGAAUACUGGACUGAGAUUCAUGAGGAGGUGCAUGUCAUGGUUGCUGUUAUUGCCUGACCCUUGCCUUUACCAAGAAUGGACAUGUGUUCGUCAAACAACCUGAUAUGUUUUCUUAUGUAGUGGGUGUCUUUUGUCAAGGUACAACAGGCUCCCAAGUCUUUCUUUACAUGAACAACUUUUAUUACCAAUAUACGUUCAUCUGGGGAACAGAAAAGUUUGAGGGAAGGAAACAAAACCUCUUCAGUCACAGAUGCUUUGCUCUGUGUGCAUGCUUUUAUUUUUCCCUCUGUAAUCUCCAUGGUGACCACCAGGAGCUGCACAGCCAGGCUUCUGCUGCUGUACACGUUCACUGGAGGUCUGAUGCCUUGCUCAUGGGCAGCUCGUUACAGUCAACAAAGAGCCUUUGUCAGGUGUUCUCCUGUUGUCAUUGUCCUGAUCAGGGCCCCCACACGGAUGCUCAGCAGCACAGAACAGAAAAGAGAAACCCGCUUUGGACUCAACCGUUUGAACCUUAAAAGCCUAAAGAAAAGAAACAAAGCUCUGUUUAAAUGACAAAGGGACUUUUUCAACAAACACUUCUCCUUUGAGCUGUGGCGGACUCACAUUAGGCUGAGUAGCUUCACUUCUAUCUAUGUUUUUACAGUUUAUCAAAAAUAAAGGGACAUUUUGACAUUUGGAAUUGGAGGUUUUUUUUAUACCUUACCCUUAAACACUUUGGAUAGAAAUGUAUUUUUAGGCCUUAAGCUGCUGUACAGUAUAAAUGACUUGCUGAUAUUAGAACAUGACUCGGUAGUCCUGCUGCUGCCACCCUCUGGCAAACGCAGAAACCCCAGCAGGCUAACAAAGCUGAUCCUCUGUAUUGUAUUGCCUGAGGUUUAGGUUACAGCUUUCCUCAGAACCUUACACAUGCUUUGCUAAUGAUCUCGUUAUGUCUACAAUCUUACCUGUGGAGCUGCUAGCAGGCUGAUACUUUAUCCCACAUUGUUU